This is a messenger RNA of Erigeron canadensis, 2255 nucleotides long. Its product is annotated as scarecrow-like protein 8. Gene Ontology annotation, biological process: regulation of DNA-templated transcription. Lineage: Eukaryota; Viridiplantae; Streptophyta; Magnoliopsida; Asterales; Asteraceae. Gene Ontology annotation, molecular function: sequence-specific DNA binding; DNA-binding transcription factor activity. Gene Ontology annotation, cellular component: nucleus. The transcript has a single exon. The coding region runs from base 173 to 1993 and encodes 606 amino acids. The record is from RefSeq and is a predicted model, not a curated record.
UAUAAUUUGCUCUCUAUACGUAACCAUUAUGAUGAUCAUCAUCAAAAACAAGAAUCAAUCCAAUUUUGCUUUUCAGCCAAAUUCACGAAACCCCUUUUAAAUUUCCCUCUUUGUCCUCUUUUUUUACUAUCUCAAAAAAAAAAUCAUUUCUUUUUAUCUUUCUCCGGCGACAAUGUCGUCAGGGUUUUCCGGUGGGUUUCCAGAUUUCUUCAAUAAUAUAAACAGCACCGUUAACAGAAACAGUUACAACCAACAGUUGAAUUACAGGUCACCGUUAGCUGGUAUUCUUUCCGACACUAUGGUAAAUCCACGAUCUGAUUUGAUCGGAAAACGAUCCUUGGCGGAAUUCCAACAACAACAACAACAACUGCAGCAAUUCCGGCAACAAAGUUCAAUCUAUUCAAGAAACGUGAAGCCACGUGGCUAUUAUCAACAACAGCAGCCGUCGCCGCUGGAUCUCUAUAGCUCGCCGGAAAUUUCUUCGGUUUCUAAUGUCACGUCGUCGUCGUCGUCUGUUUCGCGUUACGGUAACGGAAGUUUUAACGAUGGAAGGGACAGUAAAUAUCGAGUUAACGCUGUUAAUAAUCAAGAAAGAGAUAAAAAGAUGUUACAUCGUUUACAAGAAUUAGAAAAAGAAUUAUUGUUAGACGAUGAUGAAAUAGUAAAUGAAAACGGGAACGACGCCGUUUCGGUUGUGACAGAUACCGAGUGGUCUGGGACAAGGACAAUCCAAAAGCUAUUAAACGACACCGUUUCUGUAGCUAAAAAACCGGAAACUAAUAAUAGUUUUGUUUCGCCAUCUCCAACGACGUCGUCUUCGUCGUCAUGUGCAUCUUCCUCAUCAACAGUUUCCACAAAACAGUUGAUAUCAGAUGCAGCUGAAGCAAUAACAGAUGGGAAAACCGAUAUAGCUCUGGAGUUGAUCACGCGCUUGAAGCAAAUUUCAAGCGCGCGUGGCACUCCGGAACAACGUAUCGGUUUUUACAUCGCGUCUGCUUUACGUACUCGCGUGGAGCGCGUGAACACCAUGAUGGAGAGCCAACAAGCAUCUUCGGCGGCAGAGCUAUACAAAAAGGAGCACAUUUUGUCUACGCAGUUGAUGUAUGAUAAGUCUCCUUGUUUCAAGCUGGCUUUCAUGGGGGCUUAUAAUGUCAUCAUGCAAACUGUUUCCGGGUUGCGUCGACCCGAGAGAAAGAUCCAUGUGGUGGAUUUUGAUGUUGGGCAUGGGUUUCAGUAUGUUUACUUGCUUCAUGAGAUUGCGGCGGCGCGUAAACUGGAUAAUGGGUUGUUUCCGAUAUCGUUAAAGUUAACGACUUUUGGAAAUGGGGGUGUGGAAAGGUUGAAGCUGGUUGGUGAUAGGCUAAAAUUACUCUCCAACAAAUUGGGUGUUUCGUUUAACUAUAAUGUUUUGGAAUUUAAAUUGUCGGAGAUUAGUACACAUGGUCUGGGGCUUGAAAACGACGACGUUUUGGCUGUCAAUUUUGCUUUCAAGCUGAAAAUCUUGCCUGACGAAAGUGUGACAACUGAGAAUUUGAGAGACGAGGUACUACGGCGCGUGAAGGGGUUGUCACCGGCGGUGGUGACGGUAGCGGAGCAAGAAUUGAAUGGGAACACAUCUUCAUUCAUGACGCGUGUCAACGACGCGUUUAGCUACUAUACAAUGUUUUUGGAUUCAUGUGACGCGACGAUUCCAAAGGACAGCCUAGAACGAGUCAAGAUAGAGGAAGGACUCAGUCGGAGAAUAGUUAACUCGGUUGCGUGUGAAGGGAGGGACCGUGUUGAAAGAUGCGAAGUGUUUGGGAAAUGGCGGGCCAGGAUGAGGAUGGCUGGGUUUGAAUCCAUACCGGUGAGUCAAUUCACUGUUGAGUCGUUGUUGACAAAGCUCAACUCGGGGACACGUGGCAAUCCGGGUUUUACUGUGAAAGAAGAUUCGGGUGGGAUUAGCUUUGGGUGGUUGGGACGGACUCUCACCGUCGUAUCUGCUUGGCAUUAGAUUUUUUCAAUUUCAAUUCUAAUUUAUUAGUGUUUUGAUUAAUUAAUGAAUAAUUACUAUUUUAGUUAUAAAUGUUUGAAUUAGAUGUGUAAACCCACCUAACAAAAACCGAAUAAACGUGUGGCGUUUGGUUGUGGGAUUAAUUUGUAAAGUUUGGGAUCGACAAGGGGUGGAUAUAUAAAUAUUAAGUUCUUUUGUUUUUUGGUUGUACCGAAUCAAGAGUCGAUUGGUUUAAGGUGUACAAUAUUUUAUACUUUUUCAA